AUGUUUCGCAAUAUCCCUCCAAAUCCACAACAGCAGCAACAGCAACAGUCAUAUCCACCUCAGCAGUAUGCCCAACAGCAACAGCAACAGCAACCGCAGUUCAAUCAGCAACAGUCUCAGCAGCAGCAACAACAGCAACAGCAGCAAGCAGCAAGUACUGUAGAUGGAGGUUCAGGUUCUAAUGGCGGAUCAGGUCAACAGGAGAUGAACCUCGCCAGUGUAUUGCAUUACUUGCAAUCUGAAUGGAGGAGGUGGGAGAGGGAUAGGAAUGAAUGGGAGAUUGAAAGAGCGGAGAUGAGAGCAAGAAUAGCUUUGUUAGAAGGUCAAAGGCGAUCGGCUGAGAAUUUAAAGGUUGAUCUACUGAGAAGAGUGAAAAUGCUGGAAUUCGCUUUACGUCAGGAAAGGACUAAAUCGGUCAGUUCAGCAUCUGGAAAAGUAUCCAGCAUACCACCUUCGAAAUUGGCCUUGUUGCAAGAUGAGGACAGGAUGUCUACCGGUAGUAAAGAUGAGAAUAAGGAAGGUAGCGGAAGUGAAGGUAGUCAGGAGGAUCUCGCCGAAAGAUCCUCCGGCUCGAUACCACCACCUUCAAAGAUGAAUGGUAUCCAUCCUGUCUCAUUGGGUAAAUCGACUCAACCUUUCAGACCAUCUACAACGGAUUCCAACUCUUCCUCCUCCGCUUGGAAGAACAUAGGUUCUGCACCGAGAGAUCCCAAAUCUCGUGCGAGAAGUAGGGAAUAUCUGAAACAAUGUCUCCAAGAAAUAAGUUAUUUGACUUCACCCGGAGCUCUCAAUCCUUUACCACCUCGACCUCCUGUCGAUCCAAGUUAUCCAUUGACUGAUCCUACCAAUCCUGAAAAUCUCGUCGAACCGUUAGAUAGACCUAGAAAAUCCUUACCGGAACAAAAUAUACCUUCAAUGUUCGCUUCUUCAACAACAGCAGCAACAGAGCAAACCCAACCGAAUGAGAAUAAUAAUGAUAAUCGGCAUCAUGAGCAGAGUCGUUCCUUACCUAAUGGAGAAUCUAAAGAAGAUCCACCAGUCCAAUCUGGCGAUAUGUCUUUAGAUCCGACGGCCAAACCCCCUUCUUCACCUGCACCUAGAACUGUUAAUCUUCCUCCUCCCUCCGACACACAGACUGAACAUCAACUACAACCGAAAUCACAGAUUGAUACUCAACUGCCCUCUGAGCAAGGUGAUAAUCAGAUUUUGACGGCGAUUUAUAGACCGGAUAGUAAGGCUGCGUGGAGGGAGGAAUUGAGGAAUGCUAAUGAGAUGGCUGAGAAGGCAAAAGAAGAUCGUAAACCACCCACUUCCUCAUCAUCAGACGAAGAUCAAUUAUCCUCCCUGACGCUUAACGUGGAAGAGGACGAUCCGAAACCCACCGAUGACAGUUCAAUCAACGGUCCGGAAGAUAAAGUCUGGACAACCAGAAGAAGUCUUAAGUCGCACUUAGACAUCGUCCGGGCAAUCGCUUUUGCCCACGGACCUGGAGUGGUACUGGCAACAGGAGGUGAUGAUUGUACGGUGAAAGUUUGGGGAGUUGACUUAGGCAGUGUGAUGAGUCAGAAACCAUCUGCUCAAGAGAUUGAGCCUUUGAUAACCUAUCGAGGACAUACCGCCCCCAUAACUUCGAUAGUAAUAUCCAGCUCCUUAUCAAUCAUAUUCUCAGCUUCCUUGGAUUCAACUAUCAGAUUAUGGAAAUUACCCUCGGUGCAUCACGAUCCAUACUCGAAUUAUGAUUCCUCAUUGGCCAUUCAGACGUUAGAGGGUCAUACGGAUGCUAUAUGGGAUUUGAAACUGUUACCUUUCAGGGAAGUCAACGGUAAGAAGUUGAAUGGGAAAUUGAUCUCGGCCAGUUCAGAUGGAUCAAUCAAAAUUUGGAUCAAAUCGACUUCGAUUUCGGGUGAUCAAGGUGGACAAGGUGGACAAGGUGGAUGGCAAUUGAAAUCUAGCUUUUCAGAUAUUUUCGAUCGAUCAAAAGAUGAGAUUCCGACAUGUUUGGAAAUAUGUAAUUCCGAUUAUGGGAAUAUAUAUAUAGGUACGAAUAGGGGAAGGGUAUUGUUAUUUGAUACGGACUCUGAUGAUGGUAGGGUUUUACAAGUAUUUGGUGAAGAGUCUCGAGAUUCAAAUUCACAGAUCAACGCUGUUCUGAGUCACCCGACUUUACCUGCCAUCGUCACUGCAGGUGAAGAUGGUUAUAUAAGGUUUUACGAUAUAAAAUCUAAUUCAUCCACUCCAACUCAUUCGAUCCUCGCUCAUCCAUCACCCAUAACUUCCCUCUCCAUCUCACCUUUAUCCCCUACGUGCAUCUUAACAUCCUCGACCGACUGUCUCGUCAGAUUAUGGGAUUUAGGCAAGAAGACUUGUAUACAGGAUUUAUCGGGACACAGAGAGAGGUCAGGCGAAGGUGUCAACAUGGUGGCUUCACAUCCUGAAUUACCUAUUGUCGGUACAGCUGGUGCGGAUGGUGUAGUCAGAUUAUGGGGUGCAGGAUGA
Kwoniella botswanensis is the source of this 2496-nucleotide messenger RNA. RefSeq lists its product as uncharacterized. Lineage: Eukaryota; Fungi; Basidiomycota; Tremellomycetes; Tremellales; Cryptococcaceae. The record is from RefSeq and is a predicted model, not a curated record. The transcript is spliced from 9 exons. The coding region runs from base 1 to 2496 and encodes 831 amino acids. Gene Ontology annotation, molecular function: protein binding.